AGUUUCUGAAACUGACCAUUUCAACAGGCUGUCUUUUUUAUCUUCAAACGUGUUUAAAAAUAUUACAAAUGGCUUGAACCUUUUCCCAAAAGUUUAAAUUAUUGAAUAGAAUAGUUGAACGCCAGAGGCUAAAUCUAGUAACAAUAUGGAAAUCAUAGGGACCCUAUAUGGUAAGUAGCGGUCUACGCGACGUAGGGAGACGAGAACUCUCGGGAUUCCCUUAUCUCACUUCCUACCGUGUGCAGUCGAUUCUCCGCGCACUUCGCGACGGGCGAUAAGCGCAGAAAUUCAUUAAAAAUCCGCCAACCGUCUUAUACUCCUAAACUGUUUACAAAAUUAGUGAGGAACGUGAAAUUUUGAUUAUUGGAAAUAGUGAAGGAUGAACGAGGCAUCGAAAUCCGACGACGGGGAUGUUAAAGUGGAAAAACCAACGAACAAUUAUGAAAGCCAAGAGACUAGGCGUGGCGUCCCUCUGAGAGUCUGCAAAUAUUGUGGUGCAAUAUGGAAAUCCAUUCAUUAUUGUCCAGCUGCCACGAAAACCUGCAUUGGAUGUGGAAAAGUCGGCCAUUACGCGAAAAUGUGUCGGUCCUCAAACCAAAAUGACAAGAACAGUAAUAAGUCUCAUUACGAUCACAGAAAUCCGAAGAAAAAUUAUCAGGACAACAGGAAAAAUUGUCGGGCUGAUAAUAGAUCUGAUGGAACGAGUGAUUCUGAGUACAAAGGGCCUCCGAGGACUGGCCCAUGGGCCCAGGGCCCCAGGACUCACUACAAUCGGAAUUGGCAUCAGCAGGACAACAGAGCACCACCUCCAGGAGGACCGCCUCCAGAAGGUGAGAAGUCUGGGGAUCACCAGCACUGGCGAAAUUCUAAUCAUCAGAAUCGCGGUAACUCCAGACACUUUGGAUAUCGUAGGUCGAACUAUCGGGGACAGGGGAGGAGAACAUUUCAGGGACCGAGACCGGAGAGAUCAAAAAAUUGUGGUGAUAACACGGAUUGUGAUAAUGAUGAUAACAAAUCGCGGGAGAAUCCCAGGGAUGAGUCACCCGGAGAAUCGGAAGGUGCAACAAAAUUUGAUCGAUCGAGUUACAGACGAAAAAAUUAUUCGGAAAAUUGUGGAGAUGAGAAAAAUGAGGAGUUUCAGGAACGUGGGGCAAAAUUUGAUCAAUCGAGUUACAAAGGAAAAAAUCAUUCGGAAAAUUGUGGAAAUGAGAAAGAUGAGGAGUUUCAGGAUCUUAACGAAAAAUUUGAUCAAUGGAAUUACGGACGAAAAAAUCAUUCGGAAAAUUGCAAAGAUGAGAAAAAUGAGGAGUCUCAGGAACGUGGGGAACGGUCUAAGGAUGAAGUUGGAGAAGAGAACAGCAGCUCGACGGAAGGUGAUGCCGAUAACUGUCAGAACGCGGGGGAACGGUCUGGGAAGGAUUCGAGAUACGCGUACACGAAUGUCGGUCAGUCUCGGUACGAUCCGAGGAGGGAGAAUUCCAAGCCAGCAAAUUUUUCUAAUGAGAAUAAUCAACCGAAGGCCGAUGGUAAUAGAAAUCAAACGACGUCGGACAAGACCAUUGAACUGAACCAGAGGUUGGCGAAACUUCAAUAUGAAAGUGGACGCUACGAAUGUGCUCUCUUAUAUUAUUCCAAACUGAUCGAAUUGUGCCCCACUGAUCCAAUCCACUUCAAUAAUCGUAGUGCUUGCUACAUAAGGUUGCAGCAGUUCGAUCGUGGUUACCUCGAUGCACUAAACGUUAUUCAAAGGGAUCCUUCAUCCGUCAAGGGGUACAUACGGCUGAUUAUGUGUUCUAUGGCUCUCGGUAUCCAGAUUUCUGCACGUAUCCAUCUAGACCAAUUAUCGAAAAUCAAUCCAAAUCUUGACAUCAUAUCUACCGAACGUACCAGACUGAACGAACUAAACAGACAUUUGCAGAAGGUGGCGAUCGCCAUCACAAAGAAAGAUUAUAAAAUGGCCCUGAAUAGUAUCAAUGACUGUCUGGGCAUCAGUCCCUUUUGCUCGUCCUUCAAAGUAAAAAAGGCGGAAUAUUUGGCAUUGCUCAAUCGUCACGAAGAAGCUAAAAAGAUACUCGACGAGAUACUGCAGCAGGAUUCCAUCAAUGUUGAUGCACAAUACAUUCUUGGACUUCGGAUAUAUUAUACUAAUCUCGAGGAAGCUGUGGCCUACUUCAAAAAGGUUCUCCAACUUGAUCCGGAUCACACAAAAUCUCAUAAAAUCGUUAAGGAAAUCAAACUAUUCAUGAACUUGAAAUCAGCAGGAAACACACAACUCGAGUACAGAAAUUUCCACGGCGCCCAUGUUACCUACGUAUCAGCCCUCUCAAUAGACCCUAACAAUCCACUCAUGCAAAGGAAGCUGUUCUACAACAUGGGUCAGGCAUCCUUUAACCUCAAGAAUUAUGAAAGAGCUAUUAAGGAAUACUCACAGGCCAUAGAUAUCGAUUCAACUGACGUGCGAUAUCUGAAACAAAGAGGACAUUGUUACAUGGAAAUGAAAGAAUAUGAAGAAGCUAUUGCUGAUUUUUCCAGGGUCUGUAAUCUGGACCCUGGAAAUGAGUGUAACAAAUUGAUCCUGGAGGCUGAGAGGUUGUUGGCACAGGUGAAGAAGGAUCCAUAUAAGCUUUUGGGAGUGAGUAUGGAUCCAUCGCUUGAAGAGAUUAGACAAGCGUACAGGGAGAAGGCGAUGAUACACCAUCCUGAUCGCCAUGUGAAUGACACUGAACAGCAGCAGAAAAAACACGAGAGGAUAUUUAAAGAUAUUUUAAACGCUUAUAAAGAGCUGGAAGCCUCGUGCAAAAGGACAUUGAUAUAAUAUAUCGUAUAUAAUAUCUAAUGUGUGAUAUACAAUAUGUAGUAUAUGGAGAAUUUUGACGGAAAACUUUGGAAAUUUUCGAGAUCUGAGCACUUGGUUGAGUGAUAGUCGAUGACGGUUCAAUUGCUCGAUGAUUCUUAUUCGAUGAAUAAGAAUCGAUAGUCGAUGGCGAUUCGAUUGUCUGACGAUUGAUAAAUGAUGAUUAAGGGACUUCCACAGUAUAGGUGGGGGAACAUAGAGUGGGGGUAAAGAUCAAAGGUUCCGACAGCUCGCGACAACUUGCGAAAAAACAUACAUCAAAUAUAAAUGAGUAAAUGUAUGCAUAGAAAUCAGUCUGAUUUGUUUCCUUUCAGUUAUUGGUGAUGAAUAAAUUAAUUCAAAACGUU
Molecule: messenger RNA, 3201 nt
Organism: Diachasmimorpha longicaudata
Lineage: Eukaryota; Metazoa; Arthropoda; Insecta; Hymenoptera; Braconidae
Exons: 5
Coding region: 380-2815 (811 amino acids)
Molecular function (GO): protein binding; nucleic acid binding; zinc ion binding
Source: RefSeq, a predicted model, not a curated record